AUGCAUCCACAAUCAAAAUUUCAGGGUCGCGGUGGCCAACGUCAACGGAAACAAGUCCCACGAUUUCGUCGUAAUGAGAAAAUUGAUGAUUAUGAUGAAGAGGCAGAACGUAUUCAAAAAGAUUUAGAAUCAAAAUAUGAAUGGACAUCGGAUUUAGUUGAAACAGAAACGGGUCAUGGAUUAGGUUUAUUAAAUUCUGAAAAUGAGGAUAUUUAUGCAUGCCUAUUUCAAAAUGAUAAUAAUGAGACAAUCCAAUACAAAUAUGGUGUUGAUGAAAAUAAAGAAUUAUUUCAAUUGAAUAUAGAUGAAUUGAAUGGGGACGAACUAAAGAGACAAUGGAAUGAUGUUGAUAGUGAUUUGUUGAAAAAUAAAAAUUAUUAUUCAACGUUGGAUACUACAGAUAAAGUACAAUUGAAUUUAGAAGACAAAAUGAUUAUUCAAUUAAAAUUUACAGUGAAAGAUAAUGAUGGUAGUGGAAAAGAACAAUUUGACUGGUUAAAUCCAAAUGAAUUAAAACGAAGACAAAUGGAACAGAAUAAACAGUUUUUAAGUGGAGAAAAAUUUACAGAUAAGAUUUAUUUGGAUUCAACCAAUAAUCCUAUCACAUUGUCUGUAGAUGAUUUGUACAUGCCUGUUCUAGACACAAAUGAAUCUCGUUCAUCAACUAUCAAUUUGAGUUUGCCUGACGUAAUAAAAGAUGAGUACAAGUGGCCAACAGAGCACCGGUCUGUAACAUUAUCAUUACCCGUUAAAAUAGUAGAAACUACAUAUAGUCUCAGUGGUGGUCAAUCUGCUGUUCAAUUAGAUGCUCAACUCGGUUCUCAGUCAUGGUCAUUAGAUGUCUUAAAAGAAACUGUGUCUUGUUUACUGAGUUUACCAGAUGACAGUCACAAAUCGCAUCAGUUAUCCUUGCCAGAGACAAUCAAAUUUAACUUAUCUCUUGAUCAAAAUUGGAAACAAUUAUUUUCAUUAGGAAAAUGUGGUCGACUAAAAAUUCGUUUGUCUCUUGAUGAUAACAUAUCACAUACACCCAAUCUAUUUCUAAUCGGUACAAUGCCUGUAGAAUGGGAUUUUGGACACGAAUCGAAUUGGAAUCCACAAGUCUAUUCAACUAUACCAACUAUGGCCGAACUCGUUCAUAUUUUAUCACCCUUUGAUGUCACACUUCAAUCUAUAAUAUCACCACAAGAUGCUGAAUCGAUCAAAUUAGAACAACUUAUUCUUGAAACAGAUGUAAGUAUGCGAGCCUUUCGACGAAUAAGAUGUAAACACAUGUCAACAAAAGAAAAAUUGAAUGAUGUAUAUGAUAUCACAGAUGAUAAACAGUAUGAAAUAAAAGUUAAUGCUAUUUCGGAAGAAGAAAAUAAAGAAAUUAUUUUUGAUUUACAACAAACAAAUGAUCAUUUAUCAACUGAUAACUAUGUUAAUUUAUUGAGUGAAUUUGACACAAAUCUCGACUUUGAUUUUAAACCCGAUGAUGAUAUUAGUCAAUCGUCUCUAAAUAUGUGUUCUACAGAUCCGUGUUUAUAUCGUCGAGAUUAUAUAUGUGAACCACCAAAAACAUGGUCUCAACUUCGACGUGAAAUUGGUCAUGUGUCAUUUAAUGCUGCUUUAGAUCAGCCAACAUAUAGUUUUGAUAAGUCUUUUAAACGCUAUGUACAUAUACCACCACCCGUUCUCAAAUAUCACCAACAACAACAACAACAACAACAAAAAUUUCGAAAAAGAUUGCCAAGGUGUUCGUAUAACGUUCGUGACGGUUAUGAACAAUUUAUUGAGAGAAUUAAAAAUGAGGAGAACUAUUUAAAAAAACAUGAUUCAAUGGAUCUGAGACAUUUGAUUGAAUGGUACAACAAUAAACAAUAUCUAUUUGAACAAAAAACAGUUCGACGAAAAUAUAAACAACGCUUACUAAAAAAACCUGAUGUUAUCUGCCGUCGAUUGGUAUUACGAACAAUUUUGGCUAAUUUAUAUUGUGAUAGUGAACAGUGGAAAUUGUAUGUGAUUAAAAUGAAAGGCACCUAUUAUUUAGCCAUGGGUAACAAAUCUGCUUCAAUGAAUAAAGCAGCAGAUGAUUUAACAUUUGAUGAAUAUAGUGGCUAUAAAUUUGAAUCACUAUUUACGUCUGCUCAGCCAAAUAAAAAACCUGACAAUAAACCAAAUAUAGAUAAUCCACAGCACGGAUUUCAUAGUGUUCAAUAUUGGACAUUUGGAGAAUUCAAUCUUUUAUAUUCGAAUGAAAUUGAUGGUGAAUUGAAAGAUCAAUCAAGUGCUGAUGAAACACCAACCAAAAUCAAACACGAACACGUUAAAGAGGACAACAACAGUGUUACUGAAGAUGUUGUAAAAGAAAAGGAAGAAAUUAUUGAGCACAUAGAAACUGAACAGACAUCUGGCAAUGAUGAGAAGGAAAAUUUGCAACAACCAUCUCUCACUUCUAAUAUUGACUGGUGGAAUGUAAAUGAAAAUAAUGAGUGGGUGUCUACAAAUGAAAAUAAUGAGUGGAUGUCUACAAAUGAAAAUAAUGAGUGGGUGCCUACAAAUGAAAAUAAUGAGCGGGUGCCUACAAAUGAAAAUAAUGAGCGGGUGCCUACAAAUGAAAAUAAUGAGCGGGUGCCUACAAAUGAAAUCGUGACAAAAAAUGAAAUUAAUCUUACCAGUAGCUCGCAUGAACUCAUGCAAACUUCACCGAUAGAAACCAGGAUAGAUAAAUUACAAGAUGACAUAGAAGAAUCAAGUGACGAUGAAAGCGAGACAUCAGAAGAAAAUGAAAAAGAAGUAGACAUUCAACAAAAUUUGGCAAUAAUUGAAGAAAAUUUAAAUUUGAUAAAUGACGACAGCAACAACGACACUGUUUUACCAGUUCUAGAAACAGAACAACAAAUGGAUCUAGCAAACACAAAGGAAGAAGAAGAAGAAGAAGAAGAAGAAGAAGAAGAACAGGAAGCAGAGCAAAGAGAAGAAAACAUUCCAGUAGUAGCUUCAAUUCGACGCGAACCACAAUAUCAAAAUUCUAUGACAUGUUUAACAGCAAAAAAUUCAUAUAUUGAAUUAAAAUGUACAAACCAUAAAAUUAGAUAUCGCGAUGAAGCAAAAAUGAAGACACUACAUUGGUGGGCUCAGAUGUGGCUCUGUAAUAUCGAUAAAUUACUAAUUGGUUAUCGUUCAUCGUCCGGUUACAUUGAUCAACUUCAAUAUUUAGAAUUGAAACAAUUAGUUGGUAAAUUCAUGGGAAAAUAUGAUUUGAGAUUAAAAUAUUGUUUAUCCUAUUUAUACGGUUUUUUGAAACUAAUUAAAAAAACGAUUAUUAACGAUGAUCCAACAAUAGUUCACUGCUUUCAUUACAUACCACAACCGCUGGAAGUUGACACAGAUUUACCUAGACGUAUUCCAUUUAAACAUACACAACACAAACGUGCAGAAAAACAUCAGUUAUUUGUACCCGAUUGGUACGUCACAGAACUACAUCGAACAGUACCAAAGAUUCUAUUGACUAAAUCGGAUAUGAAAACAAUCGACGAAGAAUUGAAACCAAAACAAUCGCAUCGCGGAAGAAAAAAACAUCAAAUAGUAAAAAACUUCACCACUAGGAAUAAACAAACCGUGAAAACAUAG
Molecule: messenger RNA, 3615 nt
Organism: Didymodactylos carnosus
Lineage: Eukaryota; Metazoa; Rotifera; Eurotatoria; Philodinida; Philodinidae
Source: the annotation of a GenBank genome assembly